UCUACGGUGUUGGACUCGAGAAUUAAAGAAUUCGCCCUUGUGUGGUACAAUCGGAUUGCUAAGUCCUCGUGUUCGUGCCCUGGUAGUUGCUCCAUCUUCUCGACCUUGACAAUUUGCGGGUUUUAGAUAGGGAUGAUGGUCACAUAUCUAAGAAGAAAUCUCGAUAUCUACGUUGAAGGUAUCUAUCGAUCUGUCGUUGUCUUGUGCAUAAUCAAUAUUGUGACACAUACUAUAUGAUGUCCGCGCUAAUAAAUUUCGUCAUACUUCCAUCGGUACAACCUUGUGAGUUGUGUCACUCAAAGGACAAAAUCAAUCUUUUUUUUCUAUAUUCUUGACUACAACAGUCCAAGGCCAAGUGAAAUGUUGCAUGUUCCAGCCUAUACUUCACUUACUUAUUAAUUUAUUAUUAUCAUAUUAUUAUAUGUAAAUUUAUAGUUUCACUAAUUAAUUACCUACAAUGCAAGGAAUCUUCCUUCAAGUUGGGAACUUUAAUUGAACUUCAUAUGUUAAUGGUUCAUGUAGUACUUUCCACAGCUGGAGAGGGAGGGAGAGAGUAGUUGAUGUUGCUAGGGCAUCACAUGCAUGCAGGCUAGCUUCUAUACACUGUACAGCCACCACCCUAAAGCUAGCUAGCUACAUGCACACAGCUCCAAGCCAAGGCUGUCAAACCGGUUCUAAUCGUUACGCUGGUUUGGUAAGUGACAUGAUCUGAUCGGUUUAAUAUAUAUCAGUUUAUAUAUUGGUUUUGCUAAAAUUACGCGAGGAGAGAUAGAAAGCAUUAAUACCAAAUGAAUUAUGCACAUAUAUGAUCUAUCUUAACACAUGCAAUCUCCCUAAAAUCUACAAAGGAAGGAAAAAUCAUCAUAUUUAAACGGAACAUUUAACGUUAAAUCCAACGAGUAACAUCAACAUUCAAAUGCUCAUACUUGAAUUCUUUUUUUUUUUGUCAAUCAAUUCCACCAAAAUGACAUCAUUUGUUUAGGGACCAAAAAAUUGAUCAUUCUAGUUUGACCACCGAUUCCGAUAAUUUUUUAACCGAUUUUAAUUACUGAGGAACAACUUCAUGCCGGUAAUAUUCCAAUCAGUUUAUGUCCAAUGCCAAUCGAAUCGAGUUGUCCUGGCGGUCGACAUACCAGUGGUUUGACAACCAUGCUAGCUAGCUCCAUACAAUACUAUAUAUAUCCUCCAUACACCAUUGCUGCUUCAUCUCUCUCUCUCACUGAAAACUAAGCCUGCGUUCCAGCCCAUUAAUUUACCAUUCAAUAGUUUCAUCCAUCGACAUUAACAAAUGGCAAAUACUUCAUCGAAUAUUCGGGUGUUCUUCUUCCUCUUGAUCCUCUCGUCUGCUCAACUAUUCCGCUGCAUCCAUGGCGCCAGGCAUUUGGAGCCUGUAGCUAGACAAAGCAACAGCGCGACAAUCCUCCACAGCUCGUCGUCGCCGACGCCGUCGAAUAUUUUCGUUGCCACAAUUGCAAACAUGAGAGAUGUGAUAAAGACGGCAUUAUCAAUCCAUUAUCAUGUUCAUAUAAGGAAGCAUAUAAAAGAUGGGUUUGUGGAGGCUUUUCGACCCACCACACCUGGUCACAGUCCUGGAGUUGGUCAUUAGUUAAUUAGUUAUUAAUAUAUCAUGCGUAUUUGUAUUAUUUGCUAUUGUUAUUUUCAUGAAUAUUGUAGUGUAACCCAAUUAUUUCUAAAUUUUAUUAUUAUUUUAAAUCGCUCGGUUUAACUAUCAUGGGAUGAACCGUUGAGAUUUUGAACGAACCAAUUUCAUGGUUUGGGGCUUUGGGCUCAACUUGUUUUUAUGCAUUAUUUCCACAAAUAAAAAAUGAGUAGGUGUGGUUCUUGCCCAUUCACUGUGUUCUUUGUUUUCUGGAGUUUGAGGUACCGCUGGAAAAGAUACGUUUUUUCUAUCAUGGGAGGAAUUAUUUUGUAACGUAUAGUAGAAUAAAAUUUAUUAAGAACG
Molecule: messenger RNA, 1963 nt
Organism: Linum trigynum
Lineage: Eukaryota; Viridiplantae; Streptophyta; Magnoliopsida; Malpighiales; Linaceae
Source: the annotation of a GenBank genome assembly